Exophiala aquamarina CBS 119918 is the source of this 240-nucleotide messenger RNA. RefSeq lists its product as uncharacterized. The transcript has a single exon. NCBI's taxonomy places the organism in Eukaryota, Fungi, Ascomycota, Eurotiomycetes, Chaetothyriales, Herpotrichiellaceae. The coding region runs from base 1 to 240 and encodes 79 amino acids. Gene Ontology annotation, molecular function: oxidoreductase activity, acting on NAD(P)H. The record is from RefSeq and is a predicted model, not a curated record.
AUGAAAGCCAUUGUGCUGGAUGGAGAACCUGGUAAAGCGUCCAUCGUGUAUGAUCAACCUGAUCCUCAAAUCCCCCCAGGAUAUAUUCUCGUCGACGUCAAAGCUGUGGCUUUGAACCCUACAGACUGGAAACACAUCGAUUUUGCCAAUACAAAAGAGGGUGCAUUGUCCGGCUGUGAUUUCGCCGGUGUGGUCGCCCAGACUGGUCAUUGGAUACACCAAAAGCUGGGAGAUCGGUAA